GACAACUGCACCUAAAAGGUAAAGAAGAAGAUCAGAGGAAACUCGCUAACGUUAGCUUGGUAAAUAGUUUCUUAGCGAGCCCUUGAUUUUAGCGUCCUGACGAUGGCUCCUUUAGACCUUGAUAGAUAUGUUGAAAUAACAAGGGACUGCAAAUACCUGCCGGAAAAUGAUCUGAAGAGAUUAUGUGAUUAUGUUUGUGAUUUGCUCCUGGAAGAAUCAAAUGUUCAGCCAGUCUCUACCCCGGUAACUGUUUGUGGAGAUAUUCACGGUCAGUUUUAUGAUCUUUGUGAGCUCUUCAGAACGGGAGGACAAGUUCCAGACACAAAUUACAUUUUUAUGGGAGAUUUUGUAGAUAGAGGAUAUUAUAGCUUGGAGACGUUUACACACCUACUAGCAUUAAAAGCAAAGUGGCCUGAUCGUAUCACUCUUCUACGUGGAAACCACGAAAGCAGACAAAUAACUCAAGUCUACGGCUUUUAUGAUGAGUGUCAAACUAAAUAUGGAAAUGCAAAUGCCUGGCGGUACUGCACAAAAGUGUUUGACAUGCUGACUGUGGCAGCUUUGAUAGAUGAGCAGGUGCUGUGUGUCCACGGUGGGCUUUCACCUGACAUCAAGACUUUGGACCAGAUCCGCACCAUUGAACGCAACCAGGAAAUUCCCCACAAGGGGGCUUUCUGUGACCUUGUGUGGUCAGACCCAGAGGAUGUGGACACUUGGGCUAUCAGUCCACGAGGUGCUGGGUGGCUGUUUGGCUCCAAGGUUACUAAUGAGUUUGUCCACAUUAACAACCUGAAGCUCAUCUGCCGUGCACAUCAGCUAGUUCAUGAAGGUUACAAGUUCAUGUUUGACGAGAAGCUAGUAACCGUGUGGUCAGCGCCCAACUACUGCUACCGAUGUGGAAACAUUGCAUCCAUCAUGGUCUUCAGGGAUGUCAGCAGACGAGAGCCCAAGCUGUUCCGUGCUGUCCCUGACUCCGAGCGUGUCAUACCUCCUCGAACAACCACACCCUACUUCCUCUGAUGAGUUCUCCAUUUUCUCGCCUCUCCACCUUCUGGAGAGCUCAACUGUCAAACUUACAGACAUGGACAAAAUUGUUGGUACCCUUCUGUUAAACAAAGA
This is a messenger RNA of Monopterus albus (swamp eel), 1119 nucleotides long. RefSeq names its product serine/threonine-protein phosphatase 6 catalytic subunit-like. Gene Ontology annotation, molecular function: protein serine/threonine phosphatase activity. NCBI's taxonomy places the organism in Eukaryota, Metazoa, Chordata, Actinopteri, Synbranchiformes, Synbranchidae. The transcript is spliced from 7 exons. The record is from RefSeq and is a predicted model, not a curated record. The coding region runs from base 103 to 1020 and encodes 305 amino acids.